This is a messenger RNA of Protobothrops mucrosquamatus (brown spotted pit viper), 579 nucleotides long. Its product is annotated as protein phosphatase 1 regulatory subunit 35-like. The transcript has 3 exons. The record is from RefSeq and is a predicted model, not a curated record. The annotation marks the transcript as partial. Gene Ontology annotation, biological process: negative regulation of phosphatase activity. NCBI's taxonomy places the organism in Eukaryota, Metazoa, Chordata, Lepidosauria, Squamata, Viperidae. Gene Ontology annotation, molecular function: phosphatase binding.
GUCCGCUUUCGGAUGGCAGAGCAGAGAGAGGAGGAGCUGCAAGGCGGCCGGACCCCCGCGGACCCCCAGGGAGCCUCCGGGCCGGCGAGGAGGGAGCCCCGGGGGCCGCCCGCCCUCCGCCCGCUGGGCGCCCCGCUGCCCCACAGCAGCCUGGCCCUGGGCGCCGAGGUGCGGGCCACGCGCGAGCGGGCCUUCGAUGCCCGGCAGGCGGCCGAGCGGCUGGUGCAGCGCUCCUUCGUGGCCCGGGGCGCCGCGGAAGCUCACGUGGGCGAGGGGCUGAACAUUCCCCGGGACCAGCAGCUCUACCGGGGCCUCAUCAGCCUGCAGGUGCCGGCCGACGAACUGCUCAGCUCCGCCGCGCAGGAGAGACUCGCCGUCGUCCAGCACCAUCCCGGGGACCGAAAGGAAGCGGCCGGCGAAGGGCCCGACUUGAUGGCCUUUUACAGGGCAGAGGAGCUGUUCACGGAGACCCCCUUCCUGGAGGUGGGGGGGCUGCCCCCCCUGAAGCUGCAGGCCCAGAGGCGCCCCCCGGCCACCACCUUCCUGAUGUACCGGAAGCUGCAGCAGUGGGCGAGCUGA